AUGCAAAAUACAAAAGUGUUAAAUGAAAGCAAUGAUAACGAAUCCAGUGGUAGUGAUGUGUUUGCGCCAAUCACAAAGCGUGCAAGGCGUAGGAUUAUAGAUGAGAGUAGUGAAGAGGAAGGUACGACACAACAAUCAUGGAUUUGGCAGGAAGUAAAAAACACACCAAUAGUUUGGAAGUAUUCUGAACAUCAUGGAAUAAAAGCGUCUGUUUUAAAUAAUUUAAGCAACAAUUCAAGAAUAUUAGACCUUUUUUUUAUUAUAUUUGAUAACAAGUUUUGGGAAAUACUGGUUACGGAAACAAAUCGCUUCGCACAACAGACAAUUCACAACGAGCAUAAAAGACGGCAUGUGGACGACACUUGGUAUCCUGUUACCUUAGACGAAAUGAAGACCUAUUAUGCACUGUGCAUUUUGAUGGGUCAAGUGAAAAAAUCAAAUAUUCAACUGUAUUGGACUAAAAGAGCUGUAGUAGAAACGCCAAUAUUUGGACAAACGAUGCCUUUUAAGAGAUUUCGGCAAAUUUCGAGAUUUUUACAUUUCUCUGAUAAUGCAACUGCUGAUAGUAAUGACCGACUUCGCAAGAUAAGACCUAUCAUCAACCUUUGGAAUGAAAAAUUUAAAGAAAUUUACACACCCAAUGAAUAUGUCAGUAUAGACGAAUCUCUAAUGAAAUAUAAAGGGCGUUUAGCGUACAAACAAUUCAAUCCGUCGAAAAGAGCUCGAUUUGGAUUAAAAAUUUACAAAUUGUGCGAGGCAAGUACCGGUUUCUGUCACGGAUUUAAAAUAUAUACCGGCCAGGACAAAAUUGAUCGAAAUGAUAGUGCAUCGGAGAACGUUGUGAUAGAGCUGUCAUAA
Molecule: messenger RNA, 858 nt
Organism: Osmia bicornis bicornis
Lineage: Eukaryota; Metazoa; Arthropoda; Insecta; Hymenoptera; Megachilidae
Product: piggyBac transposable element-derived protein 4-like
Exons: 1
Coding region: 1-858 (285 amino acids)
Source: RefSeq, a predicted model, not a curated record